GAUGGUAUAAAGGUUUCGAGAGCCUUCUCCAAAACUAGGGUUUAUCAAGUAAACCCCUUUCUUCUCUACACUGCUUUCAAUCCUCGAAAUGGCAUUUUCCUCAGCUUUUCGUCGCAUUCUUAACGUUUCAUCUUCGACGAUGACCUCUCAGAUUGCUUCGGCUCGAUUCAGCUCAACUCUAACUGCUCCAAAGCUUUUCAUCAGCGGCCUAAACAGAAAUACAACUGAUGAAAAACUUAGAGAAGCAUUUACCCCAUUCGGCCAGCUUGUUGAGGCAAAGGUCAUCAUGGAUAGAGCCACCCAAAGAUCAAAGGGGUUUGCUUUUGUCACAUAUGCAUCAAUAGACGAAGCUGAGAAGGCCCGUGAAGGAAUGAACGCAAAGUUCUUAGAUGGAUGGGUUAUUUUCGUAGAUCCUGCAAAGCCAAAGGAGUAUAAACCUCCUCCUCAGCCCGAAUCACAGCAGUCUUCUGAAUUUGGCUUCAAAACAAACAAGACUAUCGGUUGGUGUGGUAAUUAGAAAAACGCCCCAUGCCAUAUGAUUGAUGUGUUUGUUUAAAGGUCAUAUUAGACGUAUCAUGUUCGAAGACAACUUAUUUAUUCUUGAUAAAGUUUAUUGUGAGUCCAUUCUUCUCGUUUUCUAUUCAAGUUUGGUGGUAGGAUUCAGAAUGAGGCUUGUUACAUUUUAUGGACUUUUAAUCCAGUAACUUUAUAUAGAUAUUCAUGGUUAAGGGGCUACUGUUUGGAACAACUUUUGGCUUGAAAGUUUGUUCAAUAAAAUGGUGAAGAUCUUG
Molecule: messenger RNA, 791 nt
Organism: Cynara cardunculus var. scolymus (artichoke)
Lineage: Eukaryota; Viridiplantae; Streptophyta; Magnoliopsida; Asterales; Asteraceae
Product: organelle RRM domain-containing protein 2, mitochondrial
Exons: 3
Coding region: 89-517 (142 amino acids)
Molecular function (GO): RNA binding
Source: RefSeq, a predicted model, not a curated record